Molecule: messenger RNA, 3255 nt
Organism: Teleopsis dalmanni
Lineage: Eukaryota; Metazoa; Arthropoda; Insecta; Diptera; Diopsidae
Exons: 4
Coding region: 1-3255 (1084 amino acids)
Source: RefSeq, a predicted model, not a curated record
AUGGACGAUAUGUUUGAAUUAUCUGAAGAUAACCAAAUUCACUUGUCUAAUUUGAGAUCGAAAAUCAUUCGAGAAAUUAAUACUGCUUUGCUUAAAGAUACACAACAAGCGUUACGUGAUACGAAAAAAGCAGAAUUAGAAUUGUUUUCUUCUAAUACUCAGCAAUUUGGGAUUGAAGAGUUUGCUACAAGGAAAGAUGCGCUAUAUCCUAAAACUCUUAAAGAUGACAAUUUACAGUAUAAUGACUCCCCACUGGCACAUACUACAGCUCGAAAGCCACAAUGUCUUGAUAACGAAGGCGGACAAUUUCAGUUUGAUUAUGCAACUUUGGACAACAUACAGAGACAAUUGUGGGAAAUGAGAAUGAAAAAGUCUGUCACUAAUAGGGCACGUCACGGUGCAUGUUCUCAAGAAUGUGAUUUGAAAGAGCCCAUCCAUCCCACUUAUACGGAAAAGCAAUACGUGGACAUUAUGAAUCAAAUAUAUUUGCAUAAUUUAAAAAACGCUUCCGAGAAAAAAACUCUUAAUUUAGACAAGAAAUAUAUGAAAACCUUUACAGGAUACAUAACAAACUUUAACACAAAUGAAAAGAAUGAAAUAUUGUCUAUGUCUUUGCAGACAGAACAUAAUGAAAUGGUAUCCUUUGAAGCAAAUGCUACUCAGAAUACAACUCCAAAUGACUACAUUAUUAUACUGAGCAAAGUUGAAGAAAUUCAGAAUAAUGACAGUGCAAACAUUAGUCUUAGAAACGAUAGUAGUUACGAGGAUAUGAUUGAUGGAAAUAAAGUUAUAAAUAACGCACAUUAUCCAAAUUACACACUCACGAACUUAUCUCAAAACCAAUGUGUGAAUCAGAAUCUGAUGGAAGCUGAGAAUAUUGAGAAAAAUACAAUUCCUCAUGAAUAUUGCUCUGAUAUGGAUAGCGACUGGUUAAUUGAUUUCAGCGAUACUAUUCUUACCAACAGUGACGGCGUUGAAAAUUCUUCUUCCGGCAUUGAAUGCUCAAAUAAAAACGAUAGAGAGCAAGACUUAACUAUUUCCAAUUAUAAAAAUGAAACUGAAGUAGAAUAUGAAGCAAAAAAGAAGAAUGAAAAAAAUGUUGUAGGAAAGGAAGACAAAAACAAUGCGCAGGAAUCAAAUAACACAACAGUAGUACAGAAUUGCGGCAGUACAGAGACCCCUAAAUUCGAAAAAAGUACCGUUAAAAACAAACUACAAAUAACACCGCGUUGUAAAAAUUAUUUAAGUCAAAAUAACAAAAAUGAUACCCUGGCAUCGAACAGAGUAAAAGCAAAUAAGUUUACUAAAGAUGGAAGUCAAUCAAAGCAGGGCGAACUGAACAGUUUAAAGACUGUUAUCCCACGUUAUCCCAAUUAUCUUCGACAUUAUAAUGACCCCAAUUUUCUAGUCAAUAAGAAAGUUGCAAAAUCUCAUGAUCAAGUCCCUGAUGAAAUCAUCAAGCAUCCUCGAUAUCCAAAUUACCUAAAGGGUCACAAUGUAACCAAAGUUAAUGUGAAUAACCAAAUCAAAAAAACAGUGAAGAGCAAUGUUGCAUCUAGUAUGGUUUUGCCCACCAACUUUAAAAAGAUAAAACAGAAAGCCAAUUUAGCUAUGAGAAAAUCUUAUACAGAUAAUCCAAUUAUUCCUCGUUCUAAUAAAAUUCCUCAAAUAAAAGAAGACAAUGCAAAAGGAAUGGUUUCUAAUGUUAAGAAAAUUAUUUUAAAGCAUACGUCUAAAUCAGAAAAUACAAAGUCUUCAGUAAAAUCUGUAAUUUUCUGCAGACCUGAUGCCAAAGAUUUAAACACAUCUAAGCAAGAUGAGAUCAGAAAUUUUACUGCUAAUAACAUCUGUGUGCAGUUGGAGACGAUCGAUAAAGUUAAUGCUACAGAAAAUGAUGAAGCGAGUGAAGAGAUUGCAGCCAAACUGGUGUCAAAUGGCUUAAAAAAGUGUGGGGAAAUGCCGAAAGUGGAAAAUGUGGCAGCAUGUAAAGAGAUUGAAUCUGAUGAAAGUUAUGAACAGAGUGAAAAGAUUAAAACUGAACUGGACUGCAAUGAAUUAAAGGGGUGUGAAGAAAUAUCGCAGGUGAAAAAUACGGUAGGGUAUAAAGAGCUUAAAUCUGAUGAAAAGUGUGAACAGAAUGUAGUGCAACUAGUUUCAAAUGGCUUAAAGAAUAAUACACAGAUACCGAUACUGAUUAAGGAUGAUGCAGCAAGUGAGGAGAUCAAGUAUUUUGAAAAUCAUAAACAUAGUACACAGGAUGCAGUCAAACCUAUCUCAUGUAGCUUAAUGUGUAAUAAGGAUACAUCAAAGCUGAAUAAUGAGACAGCAAGCAAAAAAGCUAAAUUUUAUGAGAAUGAUGGGUAUAUAGAAGAGGUUGUAGCCAAUCAGUUAUCAAAUGGUUUACAGGAGAAUAAGAUUUUAGCCAAGUUUAAGCAAGACUCAAAAGGAUUUAACAAAAUUGAGGAAAUUCCAAAUGAGAUAAAUGAACAGUUAAGUGAAAAAAUAAAAACGGAUGAAAAUUAUGAACUCAGUGAGCAUGCUGAAUCCAAACAUAACUCAAAUUGCAUAAAGGAACACGUGACAAUAUCGAAAAUGAUGAAUAAGGUUGCAAUUGAAGAGGUUGCAUCUCAUGAAAAUUAUAACCAGAAUGAACAUAUUGCAGCUAAGGUAGUUUCUGAUGGAUUUAAUAAAAAUGAAGUAAACUCGAAACAGAUUGAUAUGACAGAAAAUGAAAAGACUAAAAUUGUUGAAAAAUCUGAUAAAAAUGAACAGGUUACAGUCAAAUUAAUCUCAAACGGUUUAAAGAAGAAUGAAGAAAUACCGAAACAGAUUAAUAAGGCAACACGUAGAGAGUUUAAUUCUGGGGAAGAUUAUGAACAGAGUAAACAGGGUUCAGCCAAAUUGCAAUCAAAUGGUUUUAAAAUGCAUGAAGAAAUACCGACGAUAAUGAAUAAGGUACCAACUGAAAAGAUAAAAUCUGAAACUGUUAAAAUAAAUAAUUUUCAACGAAAUUUCAAUAAUUCAGAAAAUCAGACAGCAAAAUUCAACAUCGAAAAAUUUAUAAAUGCAACAGUUAAUGCCAUCCAAGACUUGCGACACAGCGGUAGUAUUCCCGGUGAUAAAAUUGUUGAAAAAGAAGUUACAGUAUUCAAAGAUGGCAUGGAAGUUAAGACUAAAACUCUAGUGAAAAACGAAUACAAACUAGAAUAUGAAACGAAUUUUGGGGAAUCAGAUGAGCGACCUAAAGAGUCUUAA